Messenger RNA from Closterium sp. Naga37s-1, 3051 nucleotides. NCBI's taxonomy places the organism in Eukaryota, Viridiplantae, Streptophyta, Zygnematophyceae, Desmidiales, Closteriaceae. The record is from the annotation of a GenBank genome assembly.
AUGGAAGGGGGGUUCAGACGAGAUGGGAAUGGAGAACUGGGCAAGGAGGAUGAGGGAGGGCGUGGAAAACAGUGGGUGAGGAAGGGCGAGAAAGGGAGGGUAAAGAGCAGAGACAAUAAAGGGGAUAUGAAUGUGCAGGAGGACGAGGAAGGUGAGGAGUGGGACGAGGAGGAGGGGGAUGAGAAGGAGGAGGGCAGGAGUUUAGAUGAGGCUGAAGAGGAGACGGAUGGGGAGAACAAACAGCCCCACGUCUCUGAUGACUUAGAGCUCGUUCCGAGCCACGGCCAGGCCCGGGUGAGAAGGAGAUUGGCAGGAAUACACCAUACCAGCGCCAGGCUUGCAGACUGUGUGCCGUGCACGAGCGAUGAUGAUGUAGAGAAGACGAAUCUCCAGGGAUUACAGUCAGGACAGGGUGGCGAGGGGGACGAGAAUGCAGGACGAGGGAAUUCCGGGCUUGAGUUGGAGGGGUCGAGGAAGCUUCUGCAGGAAUCUGCGCCGUGCUGUGACCCGCUGGUGCUGAAGCUUAGGGUGCAGACAGCGGACCUGGAGAGGCGUAUGGGGCAGAUUGCAGAGAAACAGGCGGAGAGCAAGAGGGUGAGCCGAGAGAAAUACGUGCUGAAUAAGAAGCUGAGCAGAGCUGAUGCCAACUGGGAAGCACUGUUUCUAUCCAACCAGUCCAUGCACGAGGCGCAGAUGACAGUGCAGCGGUGCAACGGACACGGCAUUGUGGCACAGCAGGGGACACUGGUGUGGAAGGGCUACACGUGUGAUGCAGCAGACGAGGCUCUCAGGCAAUACACGACAUAUGACGCCAGUGGGGCGUGCCCAGACGACUGGUUUGCCACCCAGUCCCUCAUUUUCCACCACCGCUGCUUCUCCCUGCCUCAACGCCGCUGCCGCGCACGCACCACCAACCAAACCAUCAAUCCCCUGCCCUUCCCCCAGGCGCUCUUCAAUCUGAGCGCGCUGAUAGACACAGCCCUCGUGUGGGACCACCACGCCUGCUCCUCCUUCGCGUGCCUCAACGCCCGUGUUCCCCUGCCCUUCCCCCAGGCGCUCUUCAAUCUGAGCGCGCUGAUAGACACAGCUCUGGUGUGGGACCACCACGCCUGCUCCUCCUUCGCGUGCCUCAACGCCCGCGUUGUGGGGGACUGCCGCCUCUGCUUCAACCUCACUCUUUGCUUCUCCCUCUGUCCUAAUUCUUUCAAUCCAGCUCCUUUCUCUCCUGCUGUCCUCCCUCCAUCGGGGUUCCUGUUUCCGUCUUCUUUCCCCUACCCCCAGCCCCUGCCCUUCCCCCAGGCGCUCUUCAAUCUGAGUGCAUUGAUAGACAGGGCUCUAGUGUGGGACCACCACGCCUGCUCCUCCUUCGCCUGCCUCAACGCCCGUGUGGUGGGGGACUGCCGCCUCUGCUUCAACCUCACUCUCGAGAGGAACCGCUGGCGUGUGCGAUACAGGGGGUCGCUGACUAUAGCGGAUGUGCUCAAAAUGAAGCAGGGAAGCAUCAGGCUCGGUCUGGAUAUAGGAGGCGGCACGGGCAGCUUUGCAGCGCACAUGGCUCUGUACAAUGUGACCAUCCUCACCACGGCCAUGAAUGUGGAGACAGUGGUGGGGCGCAAGCAGGGAUUGCCCUACAUGGAGGCCAUAGCGUUGAGGGGGCUCAUUCCCCUGCAUCUGCCACACAAGGCCCGUCUGCCAUUCUUUGACGGAUCAUUGGACAUCAUUCACAGCGUCAACAGCGUAAAAUACCUGCCCAUGUUGGAGUUUGAAGAGAUGCUCUUCGACUGGGACCGCGUAUUGAGAGUCGGUGCUGUGAUCUGGCUGGAGAUGUUCUACGCCCCAUUGGAUGAGUUCCCAGUGUAUGUCACCAUCCUCAAUCUCCUCAGCUACAGCCGCCUGCACUGGCGUGUCCUGUCUAAGCCACCGGCCUCUUGUGCACCAACCCUUCGUGUGCUGAAACUAACCACACUCCCCGUACCCUCCCCUACCCUCCCCUGCCCUCUCCUUCCCUCCCCUGCCCUCUCCUUCCCUCCCCUGCCCUCUCCUUCCCUCCCCUGCCCUCUCCUUCCCUCCCCUGCCCUCUCCUUCCCUCCCCUGCCCUCUCCUUCCCUCCCCUGCCCUCUCCUUCCCUCCCCUGCCCUCUCCUUCCCUCCCCUGCCCUCUCCUUCCCUCCCCUGCCCUCCCCUGCCUUCAGGCGGUGUCAUAUGGCUGGAGAUGUUCUAUGCCCCCCUUGACGAGUUCCCAGUGUACGUUGCCAUCCUGAAUCUCCUCAGCUACAAUCGCCUACACUGGCGCGUGCUGCCCAAGCCGGACCCGGGGGAACGCAAGGGGCCCCACGUGUACCUGAAUUGCCUUCUGGAGAAACCAGUUCGGAGAGAGGAAGGGUGGGGGGGAGCUGGGAGGAGGAGAGAGGAGGGGGGAGGGGAGGAGGGAAGGAGGGGAGAAUUUGGGGGUGGGGAGGCAGGGAGGAGGAGAGAGGAGGCGGGAGGGGAGGAGGGGAGGAGGGGAGCAGCUGGGGGUGGGGAGGAAGGGGGGAGGAGAGAGGAAGUGGGAGGGGAGGAUGGAGUGGGGAGAGCGGGGGUGAAAAGGGAGGAAGGAAGGAGAAAAGAGGAGGGGAGAGGGGAGGAAACCAGUAGCAGGGCAGAGGGUGAAGUUAAGGGAGGAAGGAGGAGCGAAGAGGCAAGGCAAAUGGAAGGAAGCAGAAAAGAGGGGGGGGAGGAGGAAGGAAAGCGAGAAGAAUGGAAUGAGGCAGAGAGAGAGCCGGAGAAGAGUAAGGAGGGGGCGCAGGUUGAACUGAAGAGCCGGAAAGGAAGUGAAAGGGAGGAAGGGAGGAGAGAGGAAGCCUGGAUAGAAGAGUGGGGCCAACAGGAGGGAACGAGCACAGAGCAAUUUGCGAGAGAGUGGUAUAGAGAGGAAGGGGGCAGUGGGGAGGUUGGUGUUAGCAGGGAGGGCAAGAGAAGGACUGCGGAAGAAAAGGCCGAACGUCAACGCUUGUCAGCGAGGGUGCAGGAGAGGAGGGAGAGGAAGGCGUGGUGGCGAUUGUUCGGAAGGUGA